Messenger RNA from Mollisia scopiformis, 718 nucleotides. Its product is annotated as Aldo/keto reductase. Lineage: Eukaryota; Fungi; Ascomycota; Leotiomycetes; Helotiales; Mollisiaceae. The transcript has 2 exons. Gene Ontology annotation, cellular component: cytosol. Bases 122 to 532 code for a protein of 136 amino acids. The record is from RefSeq and is a predicted model, not a curated record.
CCACUUUUGCUUUUCCAAAGUACCCCGCCAUCUUCGUGAUCAAAACUCCAAAAAAUUUCUACAUCUCAGAUUCCACACUUUAAAACAUUGACGUUUUGUGUGUCAGCCAUCAAUCGUCAUCAUGCCUCUCACUAUGUUUAAGCAACCACGAGUCAUCCUGGGACUCAUGACCUUUGGAAAAGAUGCAGGUAGUGGCGCUCGCAUUACUUCCAUGGAUGAGUACAACAAGAUGCUUGAUCACUUUCAAGCUGCUGGAUACAAUGAAGUUGAUACAGCUCGAUCAUAUGUUGGUGGCACGCAAGAGGCCUGGACUCGAGACGCAAAAUGGAAAGACAGAGGACUCGCGCUUGCAACGAAAUCAUACCCCCACAAGGCUGGAACUCAUGCCGCCGAAGUUAUCACUGAACAGCUUAACACGAGUCUGAAAGAGCUUGGCACUGAUUGUGUUGACAUUUUCUAUCUUCACGCUCCGGAUCGUUCGAUUCCUUUCACUGAAACUUUGGAGGCCGUUGAUAAGCUCCACAAACAGUGAGUUCCGAUUUAAAACAUUUCUUGGCGAAACACGUGCUGAUCUCAUCUGCAGGGGAAAAUUUGUCCAGCUUGGUAUGGCCAUGACUCUCGUACCAAAAGAUGGAUACUAACACCGCUGCAGGACUCUCAAACUUCACAGCGUUUGAAGUUGCGGAGGUUGUGAUGGUACGUCAAUUUCUACUCUGCC